Vicia faba (fava bean) is the source of this 414-nucleotide messenger RNA. The record is from the annotation of a GenBank genome assembly. Lineage: Eukaryota; Viridiplantae; Streptophyta; Magnoliopsida; Fabales; Fabaceae.
AUGUUGAUGAGUAAGCAUAAGAAAAACCAGAACGCCAAUGCUAAGAGGCUUCUGAUCAGUAUCAAUGUGUUUGGAAGCGCUGGACCGAUCCGCUUUGUUGUAAGGGAAGAUGAACUCGUUGCCGCGGUUAUUGAUACCGCUCUCAAGUCCUAUGCUCGCGAAGGCAGACUUCCCGUUCUCGGCGGAGAUAUCAGAACUUUCGCUCUUUAUUGUCCUCUUGUUGGAUCUGAUGCACUGAGUCCUUGGCACACAAUUGGAUCAGUUGGAGCUAGAAAUUUCAUGCUAUGCAAGAAGCCACAAGCAACCACUGGAGAUGAAGCUGGCAAUGGGACUGAAGUGGUUUCUCGCAGCAAAGCUGGAAGUUGGAAGGCUUGGUUCAACAAGUCUCUGAAUUUGAAGAUUUCUACCCAUUGA